Messenger RNA from Neomonachus schauinslandi (Hawaiian monk seal), 4997 nucleotides. RefSeq names its product kinesin family member 2A (gene KIF2A). NCBI's taxonomy places the organism in Eukaryota, Metazoa, Chordata, Mammalia, Carnivora, Phocidae. Gene Ontology annotation, molecular function: microtubule binding; ATP binding; microtubule motor activity. The coding region runs from base 42 to 2162 and encodes 706 amino acids. Gene Ontology annotation, biological process: microtubule-based movement. The transcript has 20 exons. The record is from RefSeq and is a predicted model, not a curated record.
UCCCCCUCCCUCGGCCCGCCGCCGCUGCUCCAGAUGAGGUGAUGGCAACGGCCAACUUCGGCAAGAUCCAGAUCGGGAUUUACGUGGAGAUCAAGCGGAGCGAUGGCCGAAUACAUCAAGCAAUGGUAACGUCUUUAAAUGAAGAUAAUGAAAGUGUAACUGUUGAAUGGAUAGAAAAUGGAGAUACAAAAGGCAAAGAGAUUGACCUUGAGAGCAUCUUUUCACUUAACCCUGACCUUGUACCUGAUGAAGAAAUUGAACCCAGUCCAGAAACACCUCCACCUCCAACAUCUUCAGCCAAAGUAAACAAAAUUGUAAAGAAUCGACGGACUGUGGCUUCUAUUAAGAAUGACCCUCCUCCAAGAGAUAACAGAGUGGUUGGUUCUGCACGUGCACGGCCUAGUCAGCUUCCUGAGCAGUCUUCCUCUGCACAACAGAAUGGUAGUGUUUCAGAUAUAUCUCCAGUUCAAGCUGCAAAAAAGGAAUUUGGACCCCCUUCACGUAGAAAAUCUAAUUGUGUGAAAGAAGUAGAAAAAUUACAAGAAAAACGAGAAAAAAGAAGACUACAGCAGCAAGAACUUAGAGAAAAAAGAGCCCAGGAUGUUGAUGCUACAAACCCAAAUUAUGAAAUUAUGUGUAUGAUCAGAGACUUUAGAGGAAGUUUGGAUUAUAGACCAUUAACAACAGCAGAUCCUAUUGAUGAACAUAGAAUAUGUGUUUGUGUAAGAAAACGACCACUCAAUAAAAAAGAAACUCAAAUGAAAGAUCUUGAUGUAAUCACAAUCCCUAGUAAAGAUGUUGUGAUGGUACAUGAACCAAAACAAAAAGUAGAUUUAACAAGGUACCUAGAAAACCAAACAUUUCGUUUUGAUUAUGCCUUUGAUGACUCAGCUCCUAAUGAAAUGGUUUACAGGUUUACAGCUAGACCACUAGUGGAAACUAUAUUUGAAAGGGGAAUGGCUACAUGCUUUGCUUAUGGGCAGACUGGAAGUGGAAAAACUCAUACUAUGGGAGGUGACUUUUCAGGAAAGAACCAAGAUUGUUCUAAAGGAAUUUAUGCAUUAGCAGCUCGAGAUGUCUUUUUAAUGUUAAAGAAGCCUAACUAUAAGAAGUUAGAACUUCAAGUAUAUGCAACGUUUUUUGAAAUUUAUAGUGGAAAGGUGUUUGACUUGCUAAACAGGAAAACAAAAUUAAGAGUGCUAGAAGAUGGGAAACAGCAGGUUCAAGUGGUGGGAUUACAGGAACGGGAGGUCAAAUGUGUUGAAGAUGUACUGAAACUCAUUGACAUAGGUAACAGUUGCAGAACAUCCGGUCAAACAUCUGCAAAUGCACAUUCAUCUCGGAGCCAUGCAGUGUUUCAGAUUAUUCUUAGAAGGAAAGGAAAACUACAUGGCAAAUUUUCUCUCAUUGAUUUGGCUGGAAAUGAACGAGGAGCUGAUACUUCCAGUGCAGACAGGCAAACCAGGCUUGAAGGUGCUGAAAUUAAUAAAAGCCUUUUAGCACUCAAGGAGUGCAUCAGAGCCUUAGGUAGAAAUAAACCUCAUACUCCUUUCAGAGCAAGUAAGCUCACUCAGGUGUUAAGAGAUUCAUUCAUAGGUGAAAAUUCUCGUACCUGCAUGAUUGCCACAAUCUCUCCAGGAAUGGCAUCCUGUGAAAAUACUCUUAAUACAUUAAGAUAUGCAAAUAGGGUGAAAGAAUUGACUGUGGAUCCAACUGCUGCUGGUGAUGUCCGUCCAAUAAUGCACCAUCCACCAAAUCAAAUUGAUGACUUAGAGGCACAGUGGGGUGUGGGGAGUUCCCCUCAGAGAGAUGAUCUGAAACUUCUUUGUGAACAAAACGAAGAAGAAGUUUCUCCCCAAUUGUUUACUUUUCAUGAAGCUGUCUCACAAAUGGUAGAAAUGGAAGAACAAGUUGUAGAAGAUCACAGGGCAGUGUUCCAGGAAUCUAUUCGAUGGUUAGAAGAUGAAAAGGCUCUCCUAGAGAUGACUGAAGAAGUAGACUAUGAUGUAGAUUCAUAUGCUACUCAACUUGAAGCUAUUCUUGAGCAAAAAAUAGACAUUUUAACUGAGCUGCGGGAUAAAGUGAAAUCUUUUCGUGCAGCUCUACAAGAAGAAGAACAGGCCAGCAAGCAAAUCAACCCGAAGAGACCCCGUGCCCUUUAAAUCAGCAUUUGCUGCUAAAGGAUCCCCAGAACCCACACUGCUGUAACAUACAAUAGUUCAGCUGUAAGGGCCAUUUGAAAGUUUGAAAUUUUAAGUGUCUGUGGAAAAUGUCUUGUCCCUUCACCUGAAUGACAUUUCAAUUUUGUGAAACACUCCUUUGUCUACAAAAUGCUUCUAGUCGAGGAGGCACAACCAAGAUUUGGGAAUAGUGAAGCAUUUUGUUUCAUUUACCCAGAUAGUGAUUUACUUUUGGAGAUCCUUGCCAAUUGUAUUUUCUGUAUGAAGUAAGGUUGUGGACUUGAUCCAGCGGUGAAGAGUAGGGGGAAGCCACAGCAUUUCCUUUUAACUUGGUUCAAUUUUCGUAGCAAGACUGAGCAGUUUUAAAUCCUUUGCGUGCAUGCAUACCUCAUCAGUGAUUGUACAUACCUUGCCCCCUCCUAGAGACAGCUGUGCUCACCUCUUCCUGCUUUGUGCCUUGACCUAAGGCUUUUGACCCUAAAUUUCUGAAGCACAGCCAAGAUAAAUUACAUUCCUUAAUUGUCACUGUAAAUUACCUUUAUUGUGUGUACAUUUUUACUGUAUUUGAGACAUUUUUUGUGUGUGACUAGCUAAUUUUGCAGGAUGUGCCAUAUCAUUGAAUGGAACUAAAGUCUGUGACAGUGGACAUAGCUGCUGGACCAUUCCAUCUUGUAUGUAAAGAAAUCUGGAAUUAUGAUUUUAAAACCAGAUAAUGUGGUUAUAAUUUUCUUAGCAUUUUCUUUGUAAAGAACUAAAAUAUAAACUAGUUGGUGUAUAAUAAAAAGUAACGAAAUUCUGAGAAGAGUUUUAUCUUAGGAUAAUACAUAUAUAUGCAGUGUGUUCUCCAGUGUGGUAUUAACAGGACUAAUAGUGCAAUUUGAUCCUUACCAAUACCAUUACUUAAAGUGUCCAUUAGCACCCCAAAAUGUACCUCCUAAAUGUACUGAUAAAGGAAAUUGGCUUCUGAUGCAUGAAUAUUUACAUGUACACUGAAAGUAGUCCAUAAUAGAACUGUUAGUUUAAGCCAAGUGUAGACAGUACAUAACUCCCUUGAGAAAGAAUUAAGCUAAAAGAGGGUUGACUUUGCCUCAAAAGGCAGAUCGAACCCAAGCCCCAUCCAUUACCUAAAUGUGUGAUGUUUCAUCAUUAUUUGGUGAGAAUCACCAAAUUCUCGCCAAUAAAUUGGAUUAGGGUAUGCUGCUUUUUAAAUGGUGGCACUUAUUUUUACAGAUUGCUACUCCAAGGAAGAAAACUGGCCACUUUUCAUGUAAAUAUUUUGUUAAAAGAUUUAUAUAUCUCUCUAGGAGUUUUCCCUUAGUUCCUAGGAUAGAGUCCAGGAGUAGAUUAACAACAAAAAGUCUCCCAAGGAUGUCUUGUUUUGAUUUACUCAAAGGAACUACUGCUCAUUCAUUUGGGCCAAAGGGAAGCUAUGAAUAGAGAAUCACAUGAGCCAGAUUCCCUACUUCAUUGUUCAUAGAACCCAGAGGGUAGUUGUGGGAAAUCCUAACACCAUGGUGAAAUGCUCCUCUGUAAACUUGAAAUCUAGAACAAAUGUAGAUUUUCACAAUGUGCUUAUUAAUAAAUGAUAUCUAUGGAAUGAGUUUUAGAGAUAAUUCAGUACAUUGUAACCUUUGUUUUGGAAGGGACUCAGGUUUUCUUGCAGUUGUAAGAUAUGUUCUUUUGUGGUAUUUCAAAGAGAAGAGGAAGAAUGGAGCAGAUACUAUUGACCUUGCAGAGGUUGCUUAAAAAAGUAGUUUUUGAGGCUAACCAACCUUCAGAGGGCAAUAAAGAGAUGUGAACUUGCUCAUUUUAAAGCACAACAGAUUACUCUUUAUUAAUUAAAUAAGAUGGAUACUAUCUCUGGAAGGUCUUAUAUUCAAAUAUGCCGCCUUAUACUAUAAUGGCUUCAUUCUGAUCAGUAAUCAAGGUCUUUAGAAAAUUAAUACCAGAAAAGAUCUUGGUGGUAUAGUCCAAACCUUCAGUUUUACAGAUAGGGAAAACUGAAGGCCAGAAAAGGGACUAAAACUCAGUAGUUCACAGGGGAAGAGGAAAUAGACGGAAAGCUGAAUUAAAGUUUUCCUAUAAGUCUAGAGAUGGUACCAAUGAAUUUUGCAAAGUAAGUAGUUUUGUGAUAUUAAAAAAACCUACUCUUGAGGUAUAUUUAAUAUUUAUGUAACAAAAGUGGCUUGAUGCAGCUGUUAUUUAAAGAAUAAUGAAUCUUUUGGAUCUGGGUUAAACAUUCUCAGAUUUCUUGAAAGCUGAUAUUCCUAUUAAUAAGUAAUUAUUUUAUUUAUAUAGGAGUGUUCUACUAUAUCACUUUGAAGCCAGAUUUCAAAAAAAUCUGUUUAGGUAAACAACUUCCUUCCUAGGUUUACUCAGUGUACCUAUGUUAAAAUAAUUUGGAAGCAGUCUUUCUAUUAAGUUUUAAAAAAGUCAGUUAUCAAGAUAUUUUUAUUAAUUUCCUUAUAUAAAUAAAAUAAUCAGGUACUAUAAUUCUUUAUUAAAGGACAUAACAAUGCUUAGUAUUAUAUUGAUAAUGAUUUAAACAUAGUAGCUAGUUAAGACUUGUUUAGGGCAUCUAUUGACAUUGUCAACCGGCCAUUUUAAAAAUAGCUUAAAACUAAGCAUCAGUAUAUGAAAAGACACCGGAACUUUGUUUUCCAGAAGUCACAUGAAUACUGAGAGCCUCUAGUUAUGAGAAAAUGGCUGGUUGAGAUGUUUAUUUGUUUUAAAUAAGUUGAAGGGCAGAAUUUGAACUGUAAAGCCAGUUUUGAUUUACAAAACCCUUUGAAAUUUUGUUAAACCUGUGGCUUUCCC